Molecule: messenger RNA, 1529 nt
Organism: Synchiropus splendidus (mandarinfish)
Lineage: Eukaryota; Metazoa; Chordata; Actinopteri; Syngnathiformes; Callionymidae
Product: forkhead box protein F2-like
Exons: 1
Coding region: 33-959 (308 amino acids)
Biological process (GO): regulation of transcription by RNA polymerase II; animal organ morphogenesis
Cellular component (GO): nucleus
Molecular function (GO): RNA polymerase II cis-regulatory region sequence-specific DNA binding; DNA-binding transcription factor activity, RNA polymerase II-specific
Source: RefSeq, a predicted model, not a curated record
GGACCACGGGCGGACCACAGGCACCGCGCGUCAUGACCACCGAGACCCCUCAGCAGCAGCUGGACCCCCCGCCUGCGGUGCUGCACCCCAGCAUGGCCGCCUCCUCCUCCUCCUCCUCCUCCGCCAAGGGCAAGAAGAGCAGCUCCGGGCUCCGGCGGCCGGAGAAGCCGCCCUACUCCUACAUCGCUCUGAUCGUCAUGGCGAUCCAGAGCGCCCCGAGCAAGCGGCUGACCCUCAGCGAGAUCUACCAGUUCCUGCAGGCGCGCUUCCCCUUCUUCCGCGGCUCCUACCAGGGCUGGAAGAACUCGGUGCGCCACAACCUGUCCCUCAACGAGUGCUUCAUCAAGCUGCCCAAGGGCCUGGGCCGCCCCGGCAAGGGCCACUACUGGACCAUCGACCCCGGCAGCGAGUUCAUGUUCGAGGAGGGCUCGUUCCGGCGCCGACCGCGCGGCUUCCGCAGGAAGUGUCAGGCCCUCAAGCCCAUGUACCGCAUGAUGAACGGGAUCGGUUUCGGGAGCUCCAUCCUGCCGCAGAGCUUCGACUUCCAGAGUCCGCCGGCCGCGCUGUGCCACAGCGGCGGCUACAACCUGGACAUGGCCGGGGGCUACGAGGGCCACCACGUCCCUCACAUGUCCCCGAGCCCCGGCUCCACCUACAUGGCCCCCGGCGCCGAGUACGGGCCGGACAGCAGCAGCAGCCCGGUGCCGUCCUCCCCGGCCAUGGCCAGCGCGCUGGACGCGCACUCCCCUUACGCCGGCGGUUCCGCUCACUGGGCCUCGUCGGCCGGUUCCGCCUACAUCAAGCAGCAGCCCGCGGCCUCCGGCCUGCACUCGGGCGUGGGCCCCUACUCCCUGGAGCAGAGCUACCUGCACCAGAGCAGCGGCCGGGAGAACCACAGCGGCGACCUCUCAGGUACCGAAGCCCGAACCUCCCUGGCGUUCGCCGUUUCCACACGCUAGUCGAUCCAAUUUAGCCCCAAUAAUAAUAAUAAUAAUAAUAAUAAUAAUAUAAGAAUAAGAAUAAUAACAACAGGAAAAGCGAAAGUCGGUCAAACGAACACGUGACUGCCGUUCUCCACUUGGGCCUUUGAUUCGUUGGUCAAGUUCAUUCCCGUUCAGUCGGCCGAAUCGCGGUUCUGAUGGCUCUGCUUCAGCUGCUGCUGUGUUUGGACCGGGCACCGGGAAGGCCUGCAGCGGCCCGGACGGAACAUCCAGCCGAACUCGAGGCGGGUGAACCCUCCGAACCAGGCCGGUCCGACACGCUGUUACCGAGCUGACGAACCGCUCAAAAAUCGACCCGCGCCGCAGGAGGCCGCAGGUACGAGUCCGAAUCUCCGCCAGAUUCAUCGGCUCUUUAGCUUCAAGAAAAUCCACGCGACGGUAGAGACCUGUUUUGACAUCGCUGCUGAGGACGAGCAGAAAAGUGACAUGUAAUAAUAAUAAUAAUAAUCGCCAUCAUCGUCAUGAAACCCUUUCGUGCUGGGCCUCGGAGCUCCGGGUCACCGGACCCUGUGCACGCGCGCGGCACUU